This is a messenger RNA of Pelodiscus sinensis (Chinese soft-shelled turtle), 2558 nucleotides long. The record is from RefSeq and is a predicted model, not a curated record. Lineage: Eukaryota; Metazoa; Chordata; Testudines; Trionychidae.
AUGCAGUUCUCUACUCCAACAUAUUACAUGUUUCCAUUUGGUCGGCGAUUACCCUGUGAUAUCUAUUGGCAUGGGGUAUCAUUUCAUGAUAAUGACAUAUUCUCAGGUCAAGUCAACAAGUUUCCAGGCAUGACAGAAAUGGUGCGUAAAAUUACCUUGAGUCGGGCAGUGCGAACAAUGCAGGAUCUUUUUCCUGAAGAGUACGACUUCUAUCCCCAUUCAUGGAUUCUGCCAGAAGAGUUUCCCCUCUUUGUUGCUGAGGUUCGCAUAAUGAAAGAGAGCGAUCCACCCUGGAAGCCCACUUUCAUUGUGAAACCUGAUGGCGGUUGUCAAGGGGAUGGAAUCUACCUCAUUAAAGACCCCAGUGACAUUAGACUGGCAGGAAACCUCCAGUGCCGGCCAGCUGUAGUCCAGGAAUAUAUCAGCAAACCGCUGCUGAUUGACAAAUUGAAAUUUGAUAUUCGUCUAUAUGUCUUACUGAAAUCUUUAGAGCCAUUGGAGAUUUAUAUAGCCAAAGAUGGACUCUCUCGAUUUUGUACAGAGCCCUAUCAAGAGCCGACUCUCAAAAACUUGCACCAGGUAUUUAUGCACCUAACCAACUAUUCACUGAACAUUCACAGCGGGAACUUUAUCCAUUCUGACAACGUAAACACCGGCAGCAAAAGGACUUUUUCAAGCGUUCUCUGCAGACUGUCUUCCAAAGGGGUUGAUAUCAAGAAACUGUGGUCGGAUAUAAUUUCAUUGGUGAUUAAGACUGUUAUUGCACUGACUCCAGAGCUGAAAGUUUAUUACCAAUCUGAUAUACCAGCAGGAAAGCCUGGCCCAUCUUGCUUCCAGAUUUUAGGAUUUGACAUUCUCCUAAUGAAAAAUUUGAAGCCUGUGUUACUUGAAGUAAAUGCAAACCCCAGCAUGAGAAUAGAACAUGAGCAAGAGCUUUCUCCAGGAGUGUUUGAAAAUGUCCCAAGUCCUGUUGAUGAAGAAAUAAAAGUAUCUGUCAUCCGAGAUACCCUUCGUCUAAUGGACCCGCACAAAAAGAAGAAUAAAGAUACGCACCUUCCAGAUACCUGUAUGGACUCAAAGCAAAGAUUUCCUCCAAUCUCAGGCAGAUUGCCACGAUCCAAUCUUCAGCUUCCAAAGUUUGCAAUAGUCAGAUCUCAACUCUCUGAGCAUUCAUCAGACACAAAAGAAGACCUGAUGGAACCAGGAUCAGCGGAGAAACUGGAACAUGAGAUCAGCAAAAAUCCAGAAGCCAGCUUACCCUCCCUCUGUCUCAAGCAAGUGUUUCCAAAGUAUGCCAAACAGUUCAACUAUCUGCGACUGGGGGACAGAAUGGCUGCAUUGUUUAUCCGAUUUCUUGGAGUAAGAGGGAUAAUGAAGUUGGGACCAACAGGUUUCCGAACUUUUAUAAGGAACUGCAAGCUGUAUAACAGCAAUUUCUCAAUGGCUUCUGCGGAUAUUCUGUACAUCGAUAUCACAAGAAGAUGGAAUAGUGUGGGACUAGACCAAAGAGAAUCAGGGAUGUGCUUGCAGGCCUUCGUCGAAGCUUUCUUUUGCCUGGCUCAGAGAAGAUACAAGUCUCUCCCCCUUCACGAGCAGGUGGCGUUGCUGAUUGAUUUCUGUGAGUACCAUCUCUCCAUCCUGGAUGAGAAGCGCCUGCUUUGCAGCCGAGGCAUAAUGGCGCAUCGAGCAGCACUGGCUACCUGUCAGCCAGACAGGCCCAGGCCCCCCCCAGCAAUUCACGCUCCUCUCCUGAACCGCACGACCGCUGCCAACAAAUUCACAGAUUACAGAAAUCAUCGGUCUUGAUGGGUGCUCUCAAGGAAAAAGGACAAUGACAGGGCUGGAAGCGGAUCCCUGAACACAUGCUGCAGGAGGUGAAACAUGGACUCUUGAAUUCUUCCAUCUGAUAGUCCCGGUUAUUUAUUACAGCUUUCCCUGAUUUAUGCGCUUCAGAAAGGACUGUUGCAAACUUCCCCGUCCCCAUUCUGACUGCCAUUGGAAAUGGCUGUUAUUUAUUAUUCCCCCAGUGGACAUGCAAUAUAGCAGAAAUGACAAAGUGCAUCUUUUAUUCGGAGUCUAUGGGAAAUCAUUUAUGAAGACAGAAGGGCAAAAUGCAAUGUGACGAUAAACUGGCAUCAUGGGGUUGACUGAGAGGAGCAACCUCACUGAAGGAAUUUCAGCUUCCGUAAUGUCUAGGAGAAGCCAAUUUUUAUGACAUGAGCAACAUGGGUCUGAGCUGCCCUGUGUGUUCUGGACAUUGUUUUGAAACCAAUCAGGUGAUGCAAACCGCCGUUUAUAAACUGUGUGCUUUUUUAAAAACAAAACCUCCCAAUUAUGCAUUUGAUCACGGUUUAGGCUUUGUGUUUGUUUUAGCUUUAUUUUGUUUGGUGUCUAACAGGUUUUGUCUGAGUGCCAGCAGCCGCAUAGUGGAUUUUUAAAAAAAGUUAAUCCUAAAGCACUGAAAUCGUAACUCCUUUGGGGUAUGAGUCUACACUUGCACCCUAUUUCGAAAUAGGGAUGCAAGUGUAGGCAUUUGAAAUCAUGAAUGAAGCUGGGAU